AAACAUAAAAAGGUUGUUUUUGAGUGACUGAUAAGACUUUUAUUUUGUUUCUUCGUCCGCGAGGCGUCCGUCAUGACGCACUACGCCGCUACCUCGCGCGGUGUUUGUGUUUCGUAAGAGUGUAUUUGAGGCACAAAUGCCGAAAUAUUAUUGCUGACAGCUGCAGUGAUGUGAGCGAGCGGAGAUUCGACAUGUUAUCAAGGGCUCUAGUUUGUAUUUAAGCAGCGCUGAUGCUGAAUAACGCGAGAUGUGCAGGAAGAGACCGCGAGCUGUUUUGUUUCCGCUGAAGUUGAGGGAACUCAGACAUCAUCACUGUAUAAAGCUGAGGAAUGAGUCUGUCGUCAGCCAAACAUCUGAAAUAACAAGGAGACUAAAAGCUAAAUCAGAGCAGAUCUGAUCCUCAUUGAACACUCUUAAUCCUGGACUCAAACAAGCCAGAAUAAACACAAGAUCAGAACUCGGGAGGUCACAUAAUGAGAGGAAAACAGCCCUUCUCGUGUCCUGACUGUGGACGGAGUUUCCUGUACAGAUGCCACCUCAAAGAGCACAUGAUGAUCCACACCGGAGAGAAGCCGUUCUCCUGCAGCGUCUGCGGUAAAGCCUUCCGACAGAAGAGCAACCUGCAGAUCCACUCGGCGGUGCACAUGACGGUGAAGCCGUUCCAGUGCGGGCACUGCGGGAGGAGAUUCACGACCAACGGCAAUCUGAAGAGCCACUGGAACAUCCACACGGGCGCGCACACACACCACUGCACACACUGCGGGAAGAGCUUCUCCACCAAAAACAACCUCAAAUCCCACAUGCGCGUGCACACCGGAGAGCGGCCGUUCACAUGCGCACAGUGCGGACUGAGCUUCUCUCACCAAAGCAACUUCAAGCAGCACAAAACCUUCCAUCAGGAGGAGCAGGUGCAUCAGUGCCCUCAGUGCAGCAAGACCUUCAAGCAGGAGAUCCACCUGAACACACACCUGCGCUCGCACGGAGAGCGCAAGCUCAGCUGCGGACACUGCGCCAAGAGGUUUCUGCAGCGCUCGCAGCUGAAGAGACACCUGAUGAUGCAUGCCGAGGAGAGGCCGUACCUGUGCACCGUCUGCGGGAAGAGCUUCUCCUGGAAGUCCUACUUUCAGCAGCACCUGAAGAUCCACAGCGGGGUGAAGAGUCACGUGUGUCCUGACUGCGGGAAGGCGUUCAUGCGAGUCGGAGAGCUGAAGCAGCACCGCAGAGUUCACACCGGAGAGAAACCCUACAAGUGCUCACACUGCGGACAGGGGUUCGCUCAUUCGGGACCGCUGAGGAAACACGAGCGUUCACACACCGGGGAGACGCCGUAUCCCUGCGCCGCCUGCGGGAGCUGUUUUACCACCGACAAAAACCUGCAGCUGCACAGGAGGAAACAGAACUGUCCCGCCGUCCCGCCUCACACACUUACAUGAGCACUUCCUCCAGGAGGGGGACGUUUCUGACCACCGCUAAUCUGUUAUUACAUUUAACUCCAUUACUUAAAGUGUGCCCCUUACAUAAACUGUGGAGUGUGUGUGUGUGUGUGUUUGAGCUGAGAAUACACACAGAUAGUGUUCUCCAGCUCGCUGAAACUGACCCUUUCAGACUUUGAUCCUAAUUGUGGUGUUUGGUCACUGUCGCUUUAAAUGCAAAUGAGAUUGUGCUCUUGUCAGAAGAGGGCGGAGCUGAGUCAGGUGCACUUCAGUGUGUGCGUCAUGCUUCUGUCAGUCUAUGAAGACUCCCGUCGCGCUUCAUCUAUGGCAUCUAAUGGAAUGAACCGCCAACUUAUCAAGCACGUUUUUACACAGCGGAUGCCCUUCCAGCUGCAACCCAUCUCUGGGAAACAUCAAAACACAUUCAUCCACACUCAUACACCAUGGA
Danio rerio (zebrafish) is the source of this 1881-nucleotide messenger RNA. The record is from RefSeq and is a predicted model, not a curated record. Lineage: Eukaryota; Metazoa; Chordata; Actinopteri; Cypriniformes; Danionidae.